AUGUACGACCAUGCUGGCGGCGGCUACGCUUUUCUGAGAUGGACACGCGUGGCCGACGACCCUUUCCACAUGGAAUCUCUAGCCCGCAAAGCCGCCAAGGAACCUCUCUCUUCAUCGCCUAUUGAACGCGCCACAGCACAAAUCCUCAUGGAUCAAAUCCAACACGAGGAACAUAACUUCCCGCAGAUUGAGAUCCUCUUUCCCGACGAAUAUGAAGGACCUGAAGGAUCCAACCUAAUUACCCCGCGCAUCAUAUCCAAGCUCUCGCAUCCGCAGCAAGAUACUUGCGCACGAUCGCCUCCACAGCGCCUCUUCGUGACGCCUAGACCGAGGAAUACGAACCAGGUCUUUCCGUGGUCGGUGAGGGGCCUGGUAGAGACGGCCAAUGGUGAGAACACGCAAUCAAGAACAGUUUCACAAUAUCCUGUCGGUACAUGCGCGAUGUUACCAAAGGAGCUACAUGGGGUGGUCGAUGGCAGUGUCAUGCCAGUUUUGAUUUCUGGACAUAUACAAACAGCCGUAUAUGGCAUUGCAGAACGAGAAGCGGAGAUGAUCAUUAAGAGGUGGCAGUAG
Molecule: messenger RNA, 573 nt
Organism: Aspergillus alliaceus
Lineage: Eukaryota; Fungi; Ascomycota; Eurotiomycetes; Eurotiales; Aspergillaceae
Exons: 2
Coding region: 1-573 (190 amino acids)
Source: RefSeq, a predicted model, not a curated record